GGCCACUAUAACUGUUCCACUCCACUCUCCACCCCCACGUCCUUCUACCCCCGAAUGAACGCGACACAACACAGACAUCCCGCGUUAUGCAGUCUUUGAGUUGCGGGCCGUGUGCCAGUGUGCGACACUAAACAACUUUGCCGAUCGCGUCUUCGCUCCGCAAAAACUUUUAGCGCGAAAUAUUAACAUUGUUUAAGUGUCCCAUUUCGAACUCUGACCGUCGAAAUGUUGACUAUGUCAACUUUGAUGAUGCCUGCUUCGGCAGUACCUGCCAGUAUGUCUGCUCCAGGCCUUUUGCCGGUGCCAAAGUUGGAAGCCAUAAGAAUUAAUCAUACGCCACCAAAUUCUACUGUUGCUUUACCUCCUGCAACACCAUCGUCUGCAGCUAAAUCAGAGCAUCAUCACAUUUUUGUUGGAGAUCUUAGUCCAGAAAUCGAAACACAAACGCUGCGUGAUGCUUUUGCAGCGUUCGGAGAAAUUUCAGACUGUCGAGUUGUUCGCGAUCCACAAACCUUAAAAUCAAAAGGAUAUGGAUUUGUUUCUUUUAUUAAAAAGGGGGAGGCAGAAAGUGCGAUUGCGGCAAUGAACGGACAAUGGCUUGGAAACCGAAGCAUCAGAACAAAUUGGGCAACUCGGAAACCUCCUACUGCCAAAAAUGAAGCUGCAGCCAAGCCACUAACUUUUGACGAAGUAUAUAAUCAAAGUAGUCCAACUAAUUGCACUGUCUACUGUGGAGGAAUCACGAAUGGCUUGACCGAAGAACUGAUGCAAAAGACUUUCGCACCAUUUGGGACCAUUCAAGAAAUUAGGGUUUUUAAAGACAAGGGUUAUGCUUUUGUUAGAUUUUCCACUAAAGAAUCGGCCACGCACGCUAUUGUAGCAGUCCAUAACACAGAUAUUAACGGACAAGUUGUUAAAUGCUCAUGGGGCAAGGAAUCAGGAGAUCCUAAUAAUGCACCAACUGUUAGUCAAACCAUCUCGGGAACAACAUUUCCCUAUGGCACGUACGGACAACAACUUGGUUAUUGGUACCCACAAAGCUAUACGACAGCUAGUACAUCACAAAUGCCUACAGGGCAAUUUAUCGGAGGUAUGCAGGGCUAUGCUUAUGGACCAAUUGGAGGUUAUCAAUCACCUUCUUAUGCAAUGGGAAUGGGACUUCAAGUACCAACUGCAGCCACGUCAUGGCAAAGCAUUCCAGCACCUUCUCAAAUUCCUACAACGCCUCAGCAGAUGGCUACGCCGACGACGACGCUCCAGCAACCUGGUAUAGUUUUUCCAAUUCAACAGUAUCAAUUGGCAGACGAUACCGAAUGGUUGACACCCCUUCUGGUAUGAAUUAAAUCAAAAAGCAGUUAUAGAAAAUAAUGGAUUUACCUGAUGAGACAGUUGUGUUCUGAGUUACCUUUAGCCCUCAUAUUUCCGAUAUUCCAUUUCUAUGAUAUGGAUUAAUACUAAACUGGUACCCUGAAUGUUACCUUCCUAAAUUUUGAAGGCUAUUCUUGUAACCAACUAAAAGUGAUAAUUUUAGGGUUGAUUUUUUGAGAUGUACAAAUACAAUUAGUGUAAAUGUGACGUAGAUAGGGUAAAUAAAUAUUUAUAAACAUAUACAUAUAUAUAUAUACAUAAUAAAUUAUAUUUAUAUGUACACCAUGAAAUAAAUAAUUAGCCUCCAAAAAAUUAGGCUACUAUUUCGACAUGGUUUAUUUAAUUAGCGUAAUAAAUAAAUUAUUGUACAGAUAUCAAUUAGAUGUAUAUAAAUGAGAAAACAAGUACCCAAAACUACCAAAAAUAGAGUUUUGAAAGUCUAAGUUAUUGAGGGCGCUUUAAAAAAAAAAAAAAAAAAAAACAAAACACGAAAAAGUAAGUGAUAAAAUAUAAAACUAACGUGAUAUUUAGAAAUUUUAUAUGAAAAACACUUAUUUCAACAGAGGGCAAAUUUUGAUACCAAAUAUAGAAAUACAACCAGAACAAUUAGAAUUACCAGCUAAUAGGUAUUUUUAGAAUAUUGUAGUGUAAAAUUACAAUUGAAUACAUGGAAACAAAAGUAACCAAAUUUAUUAAAACUCACAAAAAAAAAAUUAAUGCUAAGCUACUACUAUUGAUUUUAUUUGUAGGAUUAGCUCCUUCAGACUAAUCUCACAAUCGAUACAAAUAGUAUUUUGUAGGUCAAUUUCUUCUAGGUUUUAGAUACAGCUGAUAUUGAUUUUUGUACCAGCCACUUAAUCUAUUAUUUAAUGACAAUAAUUAUUAUUAAAAUGUCGGAAUUUCAUGUAUUCAAUUUCAAUUUUGGGCCCGUUGGAAUGGAUUAAAUAAGUUUAGUGCAAUAUUUUAACAUGUUGUUUUUAUUUCAGCUGUUAAUGUUUUCGAGGAGUUUUUCAAACUUACCGGAAAAGGUGAACCGGUUUGUAGUACCCACCUAGCCCACUAAUAAAAUUUUUGAGUAGGGCUAAUGUUUCUGAUAAGUUUGAGAAGAAUACCUUGAUAGCGUCGUUUUAACGAGAGUUUUGAAACUUCAAGGACUGUUUCAUGCAUAUUAUUAAUUAUUAAUACUUAAUGCGAUUUCCAGAAGAGAAGUGUUUGUUUUUUCCUUUAAAACAAAAGAAGUAAUGUCUAAAUAUUAAACAUCAUGGUGAAUAACAAUAAUGGACGUUGCCGCAUCUAGGAAAUACCGUCAUAACUUAAAUUAAUGACAUUAGGUUAUAAUGACAAUCCACGUUUAGAGUUAGGAAAUAAUGUGAUGUUCACUUUAUAGAAUGUUUGAGAAAGUUCUUGAAUUUCUUAAAAACUUAUACGACAUUGUUUAACAAGCAAUUUGGCACAGUUAUGCUGACGAAAAUAUGCACUUUGUGAUGCCUUUCAUUUGUUGAAAACCAAGAUAAAUGCACUCAUAUCAUAAUUCAUAUCAAAAAUAUUUAAACUAUGAUUUAUUUAUUGAAAUGCUGACAUUAAAGCUAUAACAAGUCUAUCAAAUUUUAAUUUUAUCCUUUAUUAUUGUUGGCAUCUGUAUGUUCGAGACGGAUUCAAGAUAUUAAAUAUUUUAUUAGUUAAGAAUUCCUCCUUCAGAUUUAAUAGUUUUGAGAAGUCCUGAUAUUACAUCUUCAGCCGUUGAGAGUCAAAUUUAAAAAAGCCGUAAAUCUAAUUAGGAGUUCUCAAAACCAAUGACUCACCACGGAUGAUAAAUCGCAACGAAAAUUUUUGGGUCGAAUACCAAACCAAUUCACCUUUUUCCUUUAGUCCUAGCCGUCUACGUCAAAUCACCAGAUUUAUACCUACCUAAGAGGACGGACUCUAGAUUUAUGAAUUUUUGCGAACAGGCUUCUCAAUGUUUAUUUUGCUAGUAAAUAAGUAUAUGUACAUCAAAAUGAAAAUGGUAUCCUCCACCUCCAACAUUUAUCACCGAAAUAAAAACUAAAUAAAUUAACUGGUAUAAAUUAUUGUAGAAAAUAAGUUUAGUGUCAAAUUGCUUGGUAACAAAAAACCCAUUGAUUUUCCACUUAACAAUAGGUAUUGUCCCAUUUUAGUAAUAAGUCCCCCUAUAUCUGAGUUAUUAUUGAUUUGUAUCCCUUUUUUGAUGUUCGUAUAUAUAAAUGUCAAUUGCACCAUAAUCAUGUCCGUUGCAGAUAAAACAGGGUGCUGCACACUGCGAUGCAGCGCUACCUAAAAAAUAAUAUGAUAGUAUAUAGAUUAUAGAAAAAUCUUUCAUUUAAUGUAAACUAGAAGUUCUACGUAAUAGAUGUUGGUAUAAGUUAAACAUAUCUGUUUAUCUCUGGGAUUGGAUAAUAUUGGUCCCAUGAAUAACAACUAAGAUAUAGCGGUGCAUCCAAUAAAUGGGAUAAAUAGUUAGCUCUUGAUAAAAAAAAUGUAUUUGCACGCUUACCCGAAUAGCACCAUUAUAAUAUGACGACUGUAUAAAUGUUAAUUGUAAAAGAAUCACUAAAAUAAAAUAAAAAUAUACCACAACCAGAAA
Molecule: messenger RNA, 3970 nt
Organism: Ceutorhynchus assimilis (cabbage seed weevil)
Lineage: Eukaryota; Metazoa; Arthropoda; Insecta; Coleoptera; Curculionidae
Source: the annotation of a GenBank genome assembly